AUGGAAUCUUAUUCCCACUUGUUUCCACAUACAUUGAAUCCCAUAUUAUUUGGUGUAUACAGCUCGUGUAUAAAUGGUAGUAUAAUUUUGUGUUAUGAUGCCAACGAUGCAGAGCCACAAAAGCUGGAAGUUUCUUGUUCUAGUGACUUGGAUGCAGAGCCACAAAAACAAAAAGGGAAGAAGGUAGCUGCUGCUAAGGAAGUUAAACUCCCACCAAGGAAUGAGUCGGAAGACGAUGAUGGAAGAAAAUUUGGAAGUGGUAAAAAUGCUACAGAGAAUGAGCAAGCAAAAGCAAUGUCCAGCGAUGAUGAGGUGGAUUAUUCACAGAAGUCUGCAGCAAAAUCAGCUAAAGGUGAAGGCAGCUCAAAAGAGAUACCAAUGAAUAGUGCAAAACGGAAGCGUUUUGCAGUCAAAGAUAAAGUUGCUGAUACUAUGAAAUAUGAUAAAAGCCUGGUUGGUUCAAAGGUCAAAGUUUGGUGGGCUGAAGAUAAAACGUAUUAUGAAGGUUUCAUUGAGUCAUUUGAUGCUGCGAGAAAGAAGCAUAAGGUUCACUAUGUGGACGGUGAGAAAGAGACUUUGAAUUUGAAAACAGAAAAAUGGGAGAUUUUGAAAGAAUAUUCUGUGUGUGAUGAGGCCAACUAUGCAGAACCACAAAAGUGGGAGGCUUCUUGUUCUAGUGACUCGGAUGCAGAGCCAGAAAAACGAACAGGGAAGAAAGCAGCUGCUGCAAAGGAGGUUAAACUCCAACCAAGGUAUGAGUCGGAAGAUAAUGAAUCUGAUGCACCUCCUCUGAAAAUGUCGGUUUCAAAGUCAAUGAAACAAUCGGAUAAGAAGUCAAAGCUUUCUGGGAAGAAAAUAGAUGUGGGGGGAUCAAAUGCAAAGAACCCAAAACAGACUGGUAAGAAAGCAAAAGUGGGAGAUAGCGAUUCGGAGACUAAUCCAAUGAAAUUGUUAUUUAAGAAGGGGCAAAAAAGCAAACGUACCACUGAGGAAGAGGAGGAAAGUGAUUCUGAAGGUACACCACUUAAACUCUCUGCAAGAAAUGGUAAGUCAAAGAAGAAAGAUGAUGGAAGAAAAUGCAGAAGUGGUAAAAAUGCUGCAGAGAAUGAUCAAGCAAUAGCAAAGUCCAGCGAUGAUGAGAUGGAUUAUUCACAGAAGUCUGCAGCAAAAUCUGCUAAAGGUGAGGGCAGCUCAAAAGAGAUACUGGUAAAGAGUGGAAAACGAAAGCUUUCUGCAGUCAAAGAUAAAUAUUCGCAGGGAUCCAACACUAUAAAAUAUGAUAAAAGUCUGGUUGGUUCGAAGGUCAAAGUUUGGUGGACUGAAGAUAAAAUGUAUUAUGAAGGUUUCAUUGAGUCAUUUGAUGCUGCCAAAAAGAAGCAUAAGUGGCAAACCAUUGAAGCUGAAAGUGAAGAAGCUUCCCCUGAAAUACACAAGAAGAUGAAAUCAAAAACAGAUGUUACACCCUCUGCUUCAGAAGAUCAGAUCAAAGAUUCAGCCAAGAGAACUGGUGGGGUCUCUUCGUCCGGCAAGACAAAAGGUCCAACUUCAAAAGAUAAUAAGUCCAAGGACAAAUCGGCUGCAAAAUCAACUUCCAAGAAAUCUACUGGCAAGUCUAGUGAUGCAGCGACCUCCUCAAAAUCUAAGGAUGAAGAGACACCAAAAGCAGGGAGUUGUGCACUUGUGCCUGUAAUUCGAAAGCUAGGUGAAGGAGUACUUUUUAAGUCUGAAGAUAAACUAAACACUUGCCUUAUCCCUGCUGUAAUAUCUAUGGGUGAUAUGUUCGAUAACUACCCUAAAGUCGAGGCCAACAAGUGUAAAUUGGUUAAGGAAUCUAUAUACAAGGCACAUCAGGAUUAUGAGAGCAACCUUACCACAACAUCAUCAGACCACACAGGCAAGGUUUUUAAAGAAGGGACUUGUCUUGAAGAGGUGGAUUCUCGUUCUCGCUUAAAUCUAUAUGUUAAAGAGAUGAUGCCAAUCAUGAUCAAGCAGUUUGAAGGGGCUUGUCUUGGUGUAGAUGUGACGAGUAAUCAAGAGCUUCACUUGAUCUUGAAACCUCAAACAAGUCAGAGGAAGAAGUCAUAAAUCAAGAAGGUCAUGAUAAGAAACACACCAAUGGUACAAAUACGAAUAAAGAAUCAAAGACAGAAGACCAGGCUUCAAAAAAGAGAGGAAAAGAAGAUGAUAUUGUUAUAAAUUCAACCGAAUCAAUGGUGGGUCUUGCUCCCAAGAGGGCUAGUAGAGAAACUUCCGAUGGAAGUGCGGAAAAGAUAAGGGUAUCUAGAGUAGCGGGGGGUAGUUCUUUUGCUCCUCCUCCAGUCACAUGCAGUACAGAUGCCACUGUGGAGGAAGGCAAGUCUGACAGGAUAGCAUCUGGUCAUUUACCCUUGGGUGAUAAGGAUGUCAUAUGUUAUCCAUCUCACCAAAUGCUUCUGCCAGGGGCUUCGGCUCCGGCUAUGGAAGAGAGGGUGAGGCAAAUGGGCCGGUCAGGUGUUGUUGAUUGGCUGCAGGGGAUAUCUAAUGAGUCUGCUGCUUUGUUUUCUCAUUCUGCAGAGUCUAUUCAUGGUUUGGAACUAGAUAAUUCGGAGCUGAAAAGGCAGAUCAAUGAGUUGGUCCUUCGUGAUAAGGGGUAUCAUGAGAAGAUUAGUGUAUUGGAGGGGGAGUUAGCAGAUUUGAAGUCCCAGAAUGUCCAGAUGAAGAUUACUUUAAAGGCCAGGGCUGUUGAUGCCGACCGGAGAGCUACAAAGGCUGAGAGGAGGUUUGCAGAGGCGAAGAGUAAAAUGGAGGUGGAGAAUUUGAAGUUGAAGAAGCAGCUAGACGAGUGUGUUCUUUGCAAUCAGGGUUACAAAGAAAAGAUAUGUAUAUUGGAGAGGGAAGUAGCAGAUAUGAAGUCUCUGGAUGAACAGAUGAAACUUAAUUUGGAGGCGAGGGCUGUGGAUGCCGAGAGAAGAGCUACGGAGGCUGAAAAGAGACUUGAAGAGGCAAAGAGGAAAAUGGUGGAGGCAGAGGGAACCGUGAAGGCUGCUUUGGCUUCUUUUGCUUUAUAAUGUAAUCUGGAAAUGUGAGUAGCACAGGAAGAACCAAAGAACCACCCUGUGUUACACUGUUGUUUGUUAGAAAGAAUUUUAUUCAUUGCAGAAGGAAUUUGCCAUUGUAAUGCAAGCAAUUUAGAGCUUCAGGUAUGAUAUUUUUUACCUCAAUAUUGAUGUAAUUUCCUUUUGUUGUUUAAAAGUUCAAGAUCAGUACACUUUCCAAGCUUUAUAAAGUAAGUUUCGGCCUAA
Molecule: messenger RNA, 3281 nt
Organism: Erigeron canadensis
Lineage: Eukaryota; Viridiplantae; Streptophyta; Magnoliopsida; Asterales; Asteraceae
Exons: 18
Coding region: 1-2085 (694 amino acids)
Biological process (GO): mitotic sister chromatid cohesion; DNA repair
Cellular component (GO): nucleus; chromatin
Source: RefSeq, a predicted model, not a curated record